AUGGUUGACCACUUCAAAAAUAUUUUUAAGUUCGAUUUUCCCUUGGAUCGAUACGAUAAUGAUCCAUUCUUGAAAAAUCCUCUCAUGAAACUGAAGAUAAACACAUCCAAACGAAUGAAACAUAAGCGUCGAACAAAAGUCGAUCGUAAGAGAUUUAUGUUUGAUCCAUUUCGUGAAAUCAAUGCCAAUUUUGAACGACUUCCAAAAGUGUAUUAUAUAGUCCAACUACGGAAUGCAGUUGCCAACACACCAAUACCUGAUAUGCCGGUGCGCAUUCGGAAGAAAAUCAUUAAUCCAACGCAGAACCGAUUUCGACUGAAGUGUUCGAAUGUGAUUAAGAAUUAUAUGAAUGAUGUGGAAAAGCAUUAUUUAGAAACGAUUAAGGCGUUUAAUGUUAGGCGUUUCAUGAAACCGCUCAACGGAAAUGAAAUGGCUGAUGAUAAGAGUGACUCGUUCAAAUUCAAACAUGCUGGACGAACAGAACAUUACGGAAAGUUCCUUCGAUAUCGAAAACAGUUGAAGGAUAAACUAUUCAUCCCAUUUCAAUUCAUUCGAUUCAUAGUGCAUUCAUCGUAUCAGAGUUUUCCGAGUGUCCUAAACAAUUACGGAGGUUACAAAAAAACCAAAAGUGGAAUUUGCAUCUGGCUCAUACUAAUCGAAUUUGAAACUGCAGCCCAACGUGAUUUAGAGAAUAAUUCAAUUUUUCUGCGUGAAGAAUGGUAUCCGAAAAUAGUUCAAAUCAUUUUGAAACAUUACCGUAAGCGGACUUUUGCCGCUCAUUUGUGGCCACGGAUGUUGAACUGUGCCAAAGGUCUGAUAAAUCGACAAAUAACCGAAAUUAAAAUCAAUACGUUCGAGCAUAUAUUCGAUGUGCUAAACACUCGUGCAAAUAUGCCACCGAUAAAAUUCUAUGCAACCUGCAGUAAUGGUCGUAUCGAAUUGCACCCAAGUUUCAGAGAAUUACGAAAUACGUUCCAUCGAGUAUUCAAAAACAUUGCUGCCAUAGCAACGAAAUUUCCGCCGCUUGAACCGUUAAUCGAUCGUGUCGCAUUCAUAACAAAUUCAAAUGAUACCUAUUUGAAAAUCGACAUCGGAGACAUAACAUUCAAUCAACUAUUGGAGCGCUUGGAUGUGGCACUAGAAAAAGCAUAUGCACCCGUUUUGAAUUAUGUUGAUACGCUGGCGAAUGAAUAUUAUGAUUUAUUUAGUGACGAAACGCGUUUGGAUUUGGACCAUUUUUUAAGUGAACCAAAACACAUUGACAGUUAUUUUGGGAAAAUCGCCUUUUUCCGGCAAUUCAUUGAAAAACUGCAGAAAACCGUUCAAAAUCAACUAUUCGAUCAUGCUAUGAUUAAUCAGAGUAAGGCGCUGGUGGGUUUACGAACGAUUGCACAAGAUUAUAUCAAUGAAAUUAUUGAUAAAAUCACUGAAGACCACAAAAAUGAUUGUCAGAGAAUUUGCGAUUGGUUUUCGAAUGUUCAGAAGCGUGCACUUGAAGCACCAAAAUCCACUGAAACUUUAUUGGCCAACGGAGAAUUCAUGUUGCAAAUGAAGAAUAAAAAAAUUGCUGAAAUUCGCGAACACAUACAGAAAAAUAUGCAGAUCAGCGGUCGAUUGAUCGAUUUAAGAGAGUUUGAUGAAGAGCAUUUCAAUUUACAAAUCGAAACCAUUCAUUGGUUGCAUAAUAUUCAAGACAUUUUCGAGCAAAAUUCAUCGCAGUUCGAAAUUUACAAGAAUCAAUUCGAAGAGCAUUUGAGCAUCGUGACGAAAAAAUUAACGCAAAACAUUGAUGAGUUAAUACCGAAAUUAGCCAUUAUCGAUGAUAUGUACGACACAGAGAAAUUGCAUGACUAUUUUGCGACACUGGAAGACUAUACCGAGCAAAUCAAGUGCUUUGAAGACUACAUAAAGUGGAUAAAUAAAGAGGAAAAAUUGUUUAAACUGCCUGUUUCACAGUAUCCGAUUGUCGAAUCACUGACAAAUUUCUUGACUCCAUUCACACAGCUCAUCAAACUCUGUAUCGAAUGGCUGCGGUAUUACCACAUUUGGAUGGAUGGCCCUUUUGAGUAUCUUGAUCGAGUGACCAUUGAGAAUCUCGUGCAGACCUACACCAAAGAGUUUGAAGCCACACAAAAAUACUACCGAAAUCGAAUAAAAGCUGAUAUGCUCGGAAAUCCAGUGUUAAAAUUUCGGGGUCAAACCGAAGAUCCUGAUCCCGAGAAACACCCGGUGCCGUUGAGAUUGUGCAGCAAAAUGAUCGAAUGGAUUAACGGUUUUCAAAUUGGCGUCAGUAUUGUUCAAAUCAUGUGUAAUCCAGCCUUGAGAGACCGGCAUUGGGUGGAAAUGUCAGAAAUAGCAGGUUUCGAUUUAACUCCCGAUGCUGGGACAUCGUUGAGAAAAAUCACCAAGUAUGGAAUUGACCAUUUAUUGACGAGUUUUGAAAUCAUUAGCAUCGGAGCCAAUAAAGAAUUGAAACUGCAAAUGGAUCUAGCAGAUAUGCUGAAGCAAUGGGAAACCAUCGAAUUUCCAAUAACAGUGUACAAAGAUACGGAUAUCAAAGUAUUGGGAAACAUUGAAGACAUUCAGGUGCUUCUCGAUGACCAUAUAAUCAAAACACUAGCAAUGCGUGGAUCAGCAUUUGUAAAGCCCUGUGAACAUGAAGUUCGGAAAUGGUAUGAAAAACUUCUUCGAGUCUCUCAAAUCUUCGAAGAAUGGAUGAAAGUUCAAACAAACUGGUUAUAUUUGUUACCGAUUUUGUCAUCCAAGGAUAUUUCAGUGGAAAUGCCAAAUGAAGAGCGCCUGUUUUCAAGAGUUAAUGAUAUUUAUUGCAAAUACAUUGAGAUGUCCAUAAAAGAACCGAUCGUUAUGAAAAUGACUGAGGCGGAGCAACUAUUGGAAGAUUUGAAAUCAGCAAACGAAAUGCUUGAUGAAAUCAAAAGUGGAGUCAACGCAUUCCUUGAGCGUAAACGUCUUUACUUUUCGAGAUUCUUCUUUUUAUCGAACCAUGAAAUGCUUCAAAUAUUGUCAGAGACAAAAAAUCCACAAAACAUUCAGCCAUUCUUGUGCAAAUGUUUCAAUGGAAUUAAUCAAUUGCAAAUGGAUGAGUCUGGGAAUAUCGAUGCAAUGAUAAGUUCAAUGAACGAGAGUGUUGCCUUUGCGAAUCGUAUCUUAAUCUCAGAAACUGGAGGCAGUGUCGAAAAGUGGUUGCAUAGUGUAGAGAACGAAAUGUAUUUGGCUGUUCGAAAUGAAGUUAUCAAUGGAUAUGCGGAUUAUGUGACAUCAGAAAGACUGGACUGGGCGUUAAAUUGGUCGCAAAUGAUAGUUUUGGUUAUAGCAAGUAUUUUUUGGACCAGUGACAUUCACACAUCUCUUCUGCAACAAAAUCGGGAUCUUUUGAACAGCGUUCAUGCGGAAAUCAAUUCCAAUUUAGACGAAAUAACCGAAGCAAUCCGAUCGCCAGAAAUCACCAAUUUGAAUCGAAUCACCUUGAAAUCGUUGUGCAUACAAGAUAUUUCGAGGCGAGAUAUCACCAGCAAACUGAUAUCGAACAAGAACAGUGAUAUAGACGAUUUCGAAUGGAUUGCCCAAUUGAGAUAUUAUUGGAUUGAAAAAAAAGUCGUGAUGAAGAUUUUGAAUGCAACAAUUUCUUAUGGCUACGAAUAUUUAGGGAAUUUUCAACGGGUCGUAAUGACACCGCUCACAGAACGCUGUUACAGAACAAUUCUAUUGGCAUUUCAACAUCAAUUGAAUGCUUCGAUUGAAGGACCAACCGCUACAGGCAAAUCUGAAACAAUCAAAGACUUGGCAAAGGCAUUGGCUAUUCAAUUGAAAGUGUUUGACUGUACACCUGAUUUAGAUUAUCGAUCAAUUUCAAGAUUUUUAAAAGGGAUCGCUACAAGCGGAGCAUGGAUAUGUCUUGAAGACUUUAACCGUAUUGCAGUGACGACAAUUUCGGUUGUAUCACAACAAAUGCGUUCCAUACAAAUGGCAUUAAGGAAACAACUGCCAAAAUUUAAGCUGGACGGGGUGGAAUUGAAACUUAAUCCACAGUGCAACAUAUGCAUCAUGUCAAACCCAUUGGAUGCAACUCGCUCGAAAAUACCAAAUAAUUUGAAAACACUUUUUCGGCCGGUCACCAUGAUGCAACCAGAUACCUAUCAAAUUGCAGAAAUUUCUUUGUAUGCAAAUGGUUUUAAAAACGCCAAAUCAAUCGCUAGAAAAAUAGUAAAACUCUAUAGAAUAUGCUCGGAGAUUUUGCCACCUGAAGUUCAUUAUGAUUUUGGUCUUCGAGGGUUGAAAAUAUCACUCCGCGUCUCUGCCAAUCGACUGUUAACGCAAAUCAAUGAAACGGAAGAAAAUAAUAUCUAUCAAUCAUUGUUAGAUGUAAAUCUUCCCAAAAUUAAUCCACAAGAUAUACCACUCUUCAAAAGUAUUAUCAAUGAUUUGUUUCCGAAUGCCAAUCCUAAAGAGAAGAACUACGAAUGGCUACGAGAAGCAUAUGAACGAAGAUGCAAUGAGAAAGAUUAUCAGCCAGUCGAAUCGUUGUACAGUAAGCUUGUUGAAUCUUACGAAAUGAGCGGUUAUAGACAGGGUAUCAUGCUUAUCGGUAAUCCAUACACUGGAAAAUCAUUCGUAUUGCGAACAUUGAUCGAUGUCAUAAAGUCGAAGAACCAACUAGAGAACAACGACAUGGAUCUUGAAUUCGUGAAUCCAAAUGCGAUUGAGCUGAAACACUUAUACGGCGAAUAUGAUCCAAUCAAUAUGGAUUGGACAGAUGGUGUGAUCUCAUCAAUAAUUCGUCGCUUUUCUGAUGAAAAAGCGAAAAAUUCAUACAAAUGGAUCGUUUUUGACGGCCCAGUUUACUCGGAAUGGAUAGAGAAUUUGAACACGGUACUCGACGACAAUCGAAAGUUAUGUCUCAGUUCGGGUGAAGUAUUGAAUUUAACGGAGAACACACUAAUUAUAUUUGAAGUAGAAAGCUUGAGCUUUGCAUCUCCAUCAACGAUUUCACGUCUUGGUAUAGUGUACUUUGAACCGGAUACAUUGGAAUGGAAAACGUUGGCAAAAUGCUGGAUGAAUUGCUGCAGUCACAAGUGGAUAACUGAAUGUAGGACGUUCUUGUCUGAUAUUCUUGAUUGGAUUUUGCCAUUGGUAUUAAAUUACAUAGAAAAAUAUGGAGGGAAUGUGCUUGAUCCUUUGAAAUACAAUUUGAUCAAUACAACAUUCAGCAUUAUCCAAAUGGUCAUCGAUGAUGCUAUCGAAAUCAAUGCAGAUGACUAUCAAAAAUUUCUUGUGACUUGGAUUCAAGCAGCGACAAUGUUCGGCAUUGCAUGGGGCAUUGGAGGGAUUUUAAAUGAUGAAUCUCGAAAAAAGUUUGAUCAGUUUCAUAAGAAAAUUUGGUGUAGUCACGAUGAAUAUGCUCCACCGGCAAAUAUAAAAAGUCGAAUUGAUAUUUCUGUGCCGCUCGAGGGCUGUGUGAAUGACUAUUAUUAUGUGUUCAAACAGAAGGGAUCGUGGAAAUUGUGGGCAGAUCUAGUACGACGUCAAGAGCCCGAAGUCAAUCAAUACGGUGUUCAUGUGGCUACAGUUGAUUCGGCUCGAUAUUCUUAUUUGACCGAGAUGCACGUAAAGUACGGGAAGCAUGUGAUACUGGUGGGUCCAUCGGCCACUGGGAAAACGUAUAUGAUGCAAAAUAUGUUGCGGAGUAAAGUUGACGUAAAAAAGGUUUCUCCCGGCCUCAUCACCUUCAAUAAACGCACGAAAUCGAGUGACGUCCAUGAGGAACUUCUGAGCAAAUUGAUUAAAUUAAAACGUGGUGUGUAUGGUCCACCAGAGGGUAUGACUUGUGCCGUGUUUAUCGAUAACUUGAACAUUCCUGAAGGUGAAAACAUCGCUUCAAAUUCAUCGACUGAGCUGCUCAGGCAAAUUUUCGAUUAUGGAUAUGUUUACGAUUUGAAGACCACUUCAAAAAUAUUCCUAAAUAACAUUUUGGUGUUGGCAGCGUGUGGUGUACCAGGUGGACGCUGUCGUGAUGUUAAUGUACGGUUUUUGAAUCAUUUCAACUGCUUUUCGGUCAAUGAAUUCACCGAAGAGACUCAUUCACGAAUAGCUAGCGGCAUUCUAAUGAAUGGCUUCAAAAGAGGAGGUCAUGCUGCCGAUGUCAUAGGAAGUGGAAAUCAGAUUGUAGCUGCAACAAUGCAUGUAUACGCGGCCAUUGUUGAAAAGCUAAAACCAACACCAUCCAAACCGCACUAUCGUUUCGAUAUGAGAGACAUUCUUCGCGUUUGCAGUGGCUGUUCACUGUUGAGAAAAGAAUCGGUAGAAAAUAAGAAGAUGUUUGCAAAGAUAUGGUUUCAUGAAGCCAUGCGCGUUUUCCAUGACCGUCUCAUCGAUUCCACUGAAAAAGAUUGGAUUUUUUCAAUCCUUUCUGAGCAGAUCAACGAUACGAGUGGCACGUUUAAGGAUAAUAUGGAAAUAAUUUUCGAAUCUUACACCAAUGAAAGUGGCAUCGUAACGAUUGACAGCAUAAAAAAACUCUCUUUCGGUUCUUAUUUGGACACGGAGACGGACGUUUCGAACCGAAAGUAUGAAGAAAUUACGAGUUUUGACAAGCUGAUAAUGGUGGCAAAUGUGGCGAUGAAUGAAUACAACGAAACUGAAAAAUGUGAAUUAAAUGUGAUUCUAUUCACUUAUGCGUUGGAGCAUUUAAAUAGAAUUUGCCGAAUAAUUUCGAUGCCUGGUGGAAAUGGCUUAAUAAUUGGAAUAAUUGAUUCGGGUCGACGAUCUUUGAUUCGUUUGGCAUCGAUUAUUUGCAAACAAAAGCUCUUCGAGCUGAACAUAGUGCAAGACUACAGUAUCAAGGCAUGGAGAGAGGAUAUAAAAUCUGCAUUGAAAUCAGCCGGUGGAAUGGGUCAACAGACUUGCUUAUUUUUAUCGGAAAGCCAAUUGAACGAUGCAUUUCUGAUUGACGUUGACUAUUUGCUGAACGCUGGAGAUGUGCCAAAUCUAUGGCCGAUUGAUGAGAAACAAGAACUACUCGAAAUGGUUCGACUAGUUGCACAAGGAGGAAAUCGGAACAUUGAUAUAAGUGCCGAUGAGGUGUUCUCAUUCUUUGUUAACCGUUGCCGACAAAAUCUUCAUAUCAUCAUUAGUUUCAACUCAGUUGGAUCGAAACUUGGAAAUUACAUCCGCGUCUAUCCUUCGUUGAUAAACUGCUGCACAAUCGAUUUAUUUGAUGCAUGGCCAGAAGGUGCUCUAGAAAUGAUCGCUUCGAAAUUCCUGUCAAAUCUCGACUUAGCCGAAGAAUUGACCGAUUCCAUCACCAGUGCAUGCUUGCAUUUUCACACAACGGCCCAAGAUGCAGUAAAAUCGUAUCGAAUGGAAUCAGACAAUAGUUUUUAUGUUUCAUCAGCGUCAUACUUGGAAUUGGUGAGGUGCUUCGAACAAUUGUUUGUCAAAAAACAAACUGAGAUCACCACGGCCAAAUUGAGAUAUGAAAGUGGCUUGAACACAUUGCUGCAAGCAGAAAAAGCUGUAGAGAAUAUGCAAACCGAACUAAAUGAACUGGAACCGAAACUUCGAGCCAUGGCAAUGGACUGCAUACAAAUGACAACUGAAAUUGAACUAAAAACAAUUGAAGCGAGCGUCGCCACCGAACAAGUUAAGAGAGAUGAAUUGGUGGCGAAUGAACAGGCUUCAGCGGCGGCAGCUAUGGAGGAUGAAUGUUCAAAAGAUUUGGCACAAGCAGUUCCUGUUCUUGAAGAUGCUCUUCAAGCGCUGAAUACAUUGAAACCAGCCGAUAUUACUUUGGUGAAAUCGAUGAAAAAUCCACCUUCCGCAAUUAAACUUGUUAUGGCGGCGGUUUGUGUUAUGAAAGGAGUGCCUCCGGAUCGAAUUAACGAUGCGGCUAGUGGCAAAAAGAUAGUCGACUACUGGGGUCCAAGUAAAAGAAUACUUGGUGAUAUGGGAUUUCUUCAAUCGUUAAAAGACUAUGACAAAGACGACAUCAGUUCGGACAUAAUGAAAAAAAUUCGCAAAGAUUUCAUUCCACACAAGGAUUUUCAGCCGCAUAUUGUUGCAAAAGCGUCUAGUGCCGCUGAAGGACUGUGUAAGUGGAUAAAAGCCAUCGAAAAUUUUGAAUCAGUCAAUACGGUUGUUUUGCCAAAGAAACUCAAAUUAAUGAAUGCCAAAGAGAACUUGAAAGAGACGCGUAAAUUUUUAGCAGAAAAACGUGCUCUUGCAGCAGAACUGGAGGAAAAAGUGUCCGGAUUGAAUGCUGAAUUGGAAAGAACCAACGCGGAGAAAGAGCGUACCGAACGUGAGGUGGCUAUGUGUGAACAAAAGCUUCAACGAGCCGAAGCGUUAAUCGGUAGUUUGGGCCAAGAGAAAACCAGAUGGACGGAGAAGGCCGCUCUUCUACAAAAUUCUCUAGAUCACCUUCCUGGCGAUGUUUUAAUUUCGUGUGGAAUAAUUGCCUACCUCGGUGUAUUGCCAGAGCACUAUCGUAAGCGCUGCAUCAUAAAAUGGCAUGAAUUUUGCAAAACCAACGGAAUUCCUUGUUCGGAAAAGUUUAGUUUGAGAUCAUGCUUGGGAUACCAAGUGGAGAUUCAAGAUUGGCUUAUGUUCGGAUUGGCUGCGGAUGAAGUUUCCAUUGAAAACGGCAUUCUAAUGACAAACUCUUGUCGACAAUGUUUGUUCUUUGACCCUCAACAGCAAGCCAACAAAUGGAUCAAACACAUGGAAAGUGGAAAUCAACUAAAAGUUGUGAAACAAUCGGAUCCAUCGUAUUUCAGUGCGCUAUUGGAUUGCAUGCGAGACGGUCACCCUAUUUUGAUUGAAGACGUUGUGGAGCCGUUGAACAUUUGCCUAGAACCAAUUUUUAAUUAUCGAAUAUCCAAACGGGAAAACACCAUUCAACUAAAUUCCCAAACAAGUAUUGAGAUUGCUAAUAGUUUUCGUUUGUAUUUAACAUCAAAUGCGACAAACAUUACAUUUAUCGGUGAAUACAGCGGAAAACUGAACAUAAUCAAUUUCAUUUUCGUAUCAAGUGGUUUGGAAGAGAAUCUAUUGGACAUUUUGGUACUAAAAGAGAAUCCGUAUUUGCGCGAAGAACGUGAUGACCUGUUGCAUAAUAAACUCCAAGAUAAAGCGAAAUUAAUCGAACAUGAAAAUGAAAUUUUAUCCGUCAUUGCCGAAAGCGAAAAUGAUAUUCUUGAGGAUGAAACGGCAAUAAAGAGAAUGGAUGCUUCGAAACAUCUUUACAUCGAAGUCAUUGGCAAACAAUCGAUUUAUGUUGAGGCUGAACGAAAAAUUGAAGCAUUUCGUGAGAGUUAUCGAAAAGUCGCUUCAUAUUCAGCCAUUCUCUACUGUUGUUUGGAUCGAUUGCGAUUCAUCAAUCCAAUGUAUCAAUUCUCUUUGAAUUGGUAUCUAAUUCUGUACAACUUCUCCAUAGAAAAAGCAAAUCGAUCGAGAGAUCUGCAACGUCGAAUCGAUUUUCUGAUAAAAUCCAUCACCAAAAAUUUCUACAAUACCAUUUGCCGAUCGAUUUUUGAUGUGGAUAAGCUUUUGUUCUCAUGGAUUUUCACAACAAAAGUUCUUAUCACGAAUGGACAGCUGAAAAAGGAGCAAGUACACUUCUUUGUUACGGGUGAAAACAAUUUUGUUGGCCCGCUGCUUGAAAAGCCACACGCAGACUGGAUGACCGAGAAAAUGUGGAAGGAUUUACAUAAAAUAAGUGAUGUAACUAAAAGAGAAGAUGUUCUUGUGUCAAUCCAGAAAAAUAUCAACCAAUGGAAAAUGUAUUUCGAUGGAAAUGAUGACAAACUACCAUCGAAUUUAGUCGAUGGGUUCACAUCGUACGAAAAACUAAUGAUAACAAAAAUUUUCCACCCUGAGUUCGUUACAAAUGCCGUGACUGAAUUCAUAGCUACGGAAAUCGGUACACAAUUCGUGAAUCCACCACAAUUCGAUAUUCACAAAUCCUUCGAAGAAUCGAAUAUUCUCACACCGUUGAUUUUUAUCCUUUCGCCCGGGACUGAUCCAAUCGAUACGCUUUGGAUGUUUGCUGAACGCUUGGGCUAUUCACAAUCGAUGCAAAUGAUAUCACUUGGAGCUGAUCAAGGUGAUUUCAUUGAAAAUGCACUGGUCAAAGCACAAAAACAGGGGUCAUGGAUUUGCAUUCAAAAUUGCCACUUAAACACUGAAUGGCUAGCAAAACUGGAAAAUAUUUUGAAGAACAUGAAUUUUUAUAAUACUACACCUUCAUUCCGCUUGUGGAUGACCAGUGAGCCAACUACAACAUUUCCGCUGAAUUUAAUCCAAAACAGUAUAAAAAUGACCUACGAAACACCGAAAGGUCUCAAAGCAAAUCUCUUGAACUCCUAUCAAACAGGCUUAUUGAAUAGUAAUUUCUACGACAGUUGCCCAAAACAAGAUAAACUCUUCAAGCAAAUGCUUUACUUGCUCACCUUUUUCGAUGUGGUUGUACAUGAACGAAAGAAAUAUGGAAGCGUCGGUUGGAAUAUUGCAUAUGAUUUCAGUGUUAGUGAUUUUGCUCAAUCGAUAAAACAAUUACAAAUAUUUCUGUGUGAUCGAAAUGCAACGCCAUUUAAAACACUGCAAUACAUAAUUAGCCAGUGUUUUUACGGUGGUCGACUUGUUGAUGAGUUUGAUAAACGCUUAUUAAACACGAUUUUGUGUGAAAUUUUCAACGAGAAUGUUCUUGAAGGCCCGCCAUACAAAAUAAGCUCACUUGAUGCCCACACAUUGCCAUUGCGAUAUGAACGACGUCUGGUUGUAAAAUUCAUCGAAGAAUCGAUUCCUGAGAAAUCCAAUUGUGAAGUAUACGGUCUUCACGCGAAUUCCGAUUUCAUAUUCCACUUGAACAACUCCAACGCUUUGUUGUCUUCUAUGACUAUUGCGAUGGCUGUUAAAAACGAAACAUCAUUGGAAGCGACGACAAUCUUAGACAGAUUGAACGAAAUUAAUGAAAAAUUACCCAAACCAGUCGAUAGAGAUCAGUUAAGCAAUUUUCGAUUCUCAUACAAAAGUUCAAUGAAUACUGUUUUAGCAUCCGAAAUAAAAAUGUUCAACCAAUUGCUUAAAAUAAUCCGUAAAACAUGUUACGAUUUGCAGCGAGCACUUCAGGGAACUAUUACAAUGACUCCACAAUUGAAAAGUGUCUUCGAGAGUAUUUCAGCAAAUCGUAUUCCCGAUCAAUGGAAAAACAUCUCGUAUCCAAGCGACAAAUGCUUUGCAUCCUAUCUCAAUGACUUUUGCGACCGAUUCAAAUGGAUUCAAAACUGGUGGGCGGCUGAUAAAACGCCCAAGACAUAUUGGCUAUCAGCAUUUUUCUGGCCGCGUAGCUUUUUAACGGCUAUCAAAUUGGAUUUCGCUCGAAAGCAUGAUGUGUCAUUGGAAGAAGUUACAAUUGAUUUCACUGUUUUGAAUGAAGAUAGGUGUACUGACGUUCCAGAAGACGACGGUGUAUCCGUCUACGGUCUUUAUUUAGAAGCUGCCCAUUGGAAUGGAUGCUUCAUAGAUGAACAAAUGUUUCAUAAUCCAAUUGAAUCAUUUCCUAUGAUUCAUCUCAGGCCUAUGGAAAUGAAAAAGUUCGUAGCUGGCCAUCGCUAUGAAUGUCCCGUGUAUUACACACUGAAACGAGGAAUCGUAAAGAAUGGUUCAUUAGUUACGAGAAUUUGGUUGCCAGUGAAAGAUAAUGUGGAUUCAACACACUGGAUUAAACGAGGCGUCGCGCUUGGCUUCCAUAAUGACAAUUGAAUAGUUUAAGGCGUGUCAUAGUUUUUUCUCUUUCAUCACUUUCUUAAUUGAAUAUGCCCUACGUAUUUACU
Molecule: messenger RNA, 11849 nt
Organism: Sitodiplosis mosellana (orange wheat blossom midge)
Lineage: Eukaryota; Metazoa; Arthropoda; Insecta; Diptera; Cecidomyiidae
Gene: Dhc62B
Product: dynein axonemal heavy chain 12
Exons: 21
Coding region: 1-11778 (3925 amino acids)
Biological process (GO): microtubule-based movement
Cellular component (GO): dynein complex
Molecular function (GO): dynein intermediate chain binding; dynein light intermediate chain binding; ATP binding
Source: RefSeq, a predicted model, not a curated record